AUGGUCGGGCUCGCGGGUACCACCGCUAGCCGUGCUCCCUUGCUGGAUAGAGAGCCCGGUCCUGCCAGACCGUGUCCGGAGCGCAGGCCAGGCCAUCCCGCGCCUCAGUCCCUCUCGGAUCCAAGCGCCAAUCAGAAUCAUCCAUACUUGAAACUUCUGGAAAAGAGUGAGUGUGUGGUGCUUCCACAGUGGGUGACGAUUGUCACUCCUUGUCCUCUUCCGUCUGUCAUCAGGGAGUGGCUGAGGUUCCACUGCAGCCACUGUGACAACCAUUAUGAACAGCUGCACAUCUUUUGUCGUCUUUCCUGCUUCAGCUACGGCUCCACGGUGAAUGGAAAUGGACCCAGCCCUCUCUGUGUAUAUGAGAAUGCUGAAGCCCUAGCUGGAGCCUGGGCCAUUCCAGAGGUUGGGAGAAAGUAUAAAUCUUGGAAUAAAUCUGUCUUCAGCGUCUUCCACACUCCUGACCUGUUGGACCCAAACCUUCAUCUGAAUACUGAAGAAUCAAACAAGGAGUUCGUGGCAGAAAGUGAAGAAAUGGAUGACUCCCUCGCGAGCUCCAUCGGCAACUGGAAACUGUUCUAA
Messenger RNA from Meriones unguiculatus (Mongolian gerbil), 582 nucleotides. It is a transcript of the gene C19H6orf52, whose product is annotated as chromosome 19 C6orf52 homolog. Bases 1 to 582 code for a protein of 193 amino acids. The transcript has 4 exons. Lineage: Eukaryota; Metazoa; Chordata; Mammalia; Rodentia; Muridae. The record is from RefSeq and is a predicted model, not a curated record.